GUUUGUGUGGCCAUUAUGACCAUUUUGCUGGGAUUCAACGGAGCUGCCACUGCCUCCAACUUGGCCAACUCCCAGGACUUGGCACCUAACUAUGCGGGUACUCUAUAUGGAAUCAUUAACUGCAUUGGAACCACGCCAGGAAUCUUCUCGCCCUUGAUUGUGGCAGCCUUUACAAAAGAAGAGAACACCAUCGAUCAGUGGCAUUGGGUCUUCAUCAUUGGAGCUGCUGCCUACAUAUUGCCCGCCCUCUUUUUCUGGGUCUUUGGCUCUGGCAAGAUCCAGAAGUGGAACGAAGUGGAGACUACAGAGUCGCGAGAGGAUAUUGUCAACACAAAGUUGUAGAUUGUGUCCUGGCAGUCACCUGUGAUGUUUUAUGUUUAGUAUUAUGCCAUAACUAUGAAGUGCGCUUGUUUUUGGAGAGUCCUAUUAAAGC
This is a messenger RNA of Drosophila ananassae, 433 nucleotides long. Its product is annotated as sialin-like. Gene Ontology annotation, cellular component: plasma membrane. The record is from RefSeq and is a predicted model, not a curated record. Gene Ontology annotation, molecular function: transmembrane transporter activity. Gene Ontology annotation, biological process: monoatomic anion transport. Bases 16 to 342 code for a protein of 108 amino acids. Lineage: Eukaryota; Metazoa; Arthropoda; Insecta; Diptera; Drosophilidae. The transcript is spliced from 2 exons.